AUGAGCUCAGACAGGAAAGCUCAACAGAAGCUGAAACUUGUAGACCUGGUUCUGGAUUAUAUCCCUGAUUCUGGGUCAUGUCUCCCACUCCCCCAUCCCUGGACAAAGCUGGACAUCCAAAUGUUGGCAGCCACAUCCACGAAGAAAGGAAUGGAUACAGGAACUCAGACAAAUAUGAAUGUAAAUGAAGUCAUUAGCAACAGAGCAAUUGAAAUGUUAGGAGGUGAACAUGGCAGCAAGAAACCUGUGCAUCCCAAUAAUCAUGUUAAUAAAAGCCAGAGCUCAAAUGAUACUUUUCCCACAGCAAUGCACAUUGCUGCUGCAAUAGAAGUUCAUGAAGUACUGUUACCAGGACUACAGAAGCUGCACGAUGCUCUUGAGGCCAAAUCCAAAGAGUUUGUGCAGAUCAUCAAAACUGGACGCAUUCAUACUCAGGAUGCUGUUCCACUUACUCUUGGGCAGGAAUUUAGUGGUUAUGUUCAACAAGUGAAAUAUGCAAUGUCAAGAAUAAAAACUGCCAUGCCAAGAAUCUAUGAGCUCGCAGCUGGAGGCACUGCUGUUGGUACAGGUUUAAAUACCAGAAUUGGCUUUGCAGAAAAGGUUGCCGCAAAAGUGGCUGCACUUACAGGCUUGCCUUUUGUCACUGCUGCAAAUAAAUUUGAAGCUCUGGCUGCUCAUGACGCUCUGGUUGAGCUCAGUGGAGCCACAAACACUACUGCCUGCAGUCUGAUGAAGAUAGCAAAUGAUAUUCGUUUUCUGGGUUCUGGUCCUCGGUCAGGUCUGGGAGAACUAAUCUUGCCUGAAAAUGAACCAGGAAGCAGCAUCAUGCCAGGCAAGGUGAACCCUACUCAGUGUGAAGCAAUGACCAUGGUUGCAGCCCAAGUCAUGGGGAAUCACGUUGCUGUAACCGUUGGAGGCAGCAAUGGACAUUUUGAGUUGAAUGUUUUCAAGCCAAUGAUGAUUAAAAAUGUGUUACAAUCAGCCAGGCUGCUAGGGGGUGCUUCAGUUUCCUUUACAGAAAACUGUGUGGUAGGAAUCCAGGCCAAUACAGAAAGGAUCAACAAGCUGAUGAAUGAGUCUCUAAUGUUGGUGACAGCUCUCAAUCCUCACAUAGGGUAUGACAAGGCAGCAAAGAUUGCUAAGACAGCACACAAAAAUGGAUCCACCUUAAAGGAAACUGCUAUUGAACUUGGCUAUCUCACAGUAGAGCAGUUUGAUGAAUGGGUAAAACCUAAGGACAUGCUGGGUCCAAAGUGAUUUAAAUAAAUUUAUAAUGAAAAUAAACAUGCAUAAAAUUUUAAAAAA
Saimiri boliviensis boliviensis (Bolivian squirrel monkey) is the source of this 1305-nucleotide messenger RNA. Its product is annotated as fumarate hydratase, mitochondrial-like. The record is from RefSeq and is a predicted model, not a curated record. Gene Ontology annotation, molecular function: fumarate hydratase activity. Gene Ontology annotation, cellular component: mitochondrion. Gene Ontology annotation, biological process: fumarate metabolic process; tricarboxylic acid cycle; malate metabolic process. Lineage: Eukaryota; Metazoa; Chordata; Mammalia; Primates; Cebidae.